GCCGUCGAUCGCCGGGAAGACGAGCCCGACCUCAGUGUUGUGCCUCCGUAGUCACCGUCGUUCACUUCUCGUUCCGGCCAAACAUGGAACGAGCGCUGCGCGUUGCGCGCCGUGUCGAGCGUCUCACUGCCCGUCGUCCCAAUCUUCGGCCGUCAAGUCUUGGGCUGCCUCGGCCCUGGCGGCGAUACAGCACCCAAAUUGCCUCGUGGCCGACAUAUGGCGUGGCCAGCCAACUCACCCUCGACCGCUCACGCCAGUCAGUCCGCUACAACCACACUGCAGUCGAGACAGGCAGCGAGGCCAUCAACCAGAGCCUUGGAGAGGAGAUACAACAGCACCGCUCUCCGAAGCACAGCUUUCAAAGCCAGGACGGUCUCGUCAAAUGGGACACGAAGAUGCUGACGCUGUUACGUCGCGCAGCCGACGACUCACCGAUCCCACACUUGACCUUGUCUCUUCUCUGGUUGCGCGAUGCAUGCCCCUGCACCCACUGCGUCGACCCGGAUUCAGGACAGAAGAGCUUUUCAACCACCGAUUUGCCCGACUAUCCAGCUGUGGAGCACGCAGAGCUGAUGGAUUCCGGCGAGUUGAAGGUGGUUUGGGCUAAUGACCCCCUGAGCGACGCGGGGUCACAUACCUCCGUCUUCCCCACGGAAAUGGUUCGCAGUUGGCAGGAAAAAGAUACUCAGGUGCCGUAUAAAUCCGCGAGCCAAGGUCCGGAAAGGAUCCUCUGGGACCGGGCAGAGUACGAAGCCCUGUUGGCGGACGGGCGGUGCCGCAUCAGCUACCAGGACUGGCUUCACAACCAUGAAGCUUUCCGGGCUGCUUUCGGCGACCUCAACAAGACAGGGCUGAUCUUCGUUACGGGAGUCCCCCAAGAAAAGGGCCAGGUUCAACGCGUCGCGAGCCGGAUCGGAGCCCAGCAGUACACCAUCUAUGGUUGGACCUGGGACGUCAAGUCAAAGCCGCGGGCCGAGAACGUGGCAUACACGAGCCAGUUCCUCGGGCUGCACCAGGAUCUCAUGUACUGGGACCCCAUCCCCGAACUCCAGCUGCUUCAUUGCCAGUCCAAUGACUGCGAGGGCGGCGAGUCGCUCUUCAGCCACGGCGUCCGCGCCGCAUACGAGCUGAAGAAAGCCUAUCCAGAGCACUAUGAUGUUCUUACGCGCGUCGAAUCCUUCUUCGGUUAUCACAAACGAGGCCAUAACUUCGCCAGGGCGCACCCCACCAUAAUAGCAGACAAAAACAACACGAUCAGCGAGACCAGAUGGUCGCCGCCCUUCCAAGAAUCCUUCCGACUCAGGUCCGAUGAACAGGGCGACGAGGACCUGCGCAGGUGGAAGGCCGCGGCGGCGCAGUUCAAGGCCAUCGCCGAGUCUCCUAGCAACAUAGUCGAGAUGAAGCUUAAGCCGGGCGACUGCGUUAUCUUCAACAACCGGCAGAUCCUCCAUGGAAGGCGCCAGUUCAGCCAGAGUCAGACGGGCAAGGGCAGCAGAUGGCUCGAGGGGACUUACAUAGCCCCGGCCGUGUAUGAAAGAGCAGUGCGCGGGCUCUUGGGAUAGACCUCAGGCUAGGAAGGGUCCGCCGUCGCUUCAAGACCCCAAGGCCAGUCAGUGAAGGGAGCCCAAUGGCGGUAGCGCAACCUCCUGACUCAUAGAAUCAAGGCAAGAGUAGAGCCCGAGCCGUCCAGGUAAAUAAUACAUUGUAGAAUGAGCUCUCCGUUUCGCGUCAUGUAUUCCCCGGGCCAAUGAACAUUCACCAAAACGGGGUUGGGUCACGUUGACCGGGACCAGCGAAUUGCAUUUUGUCACCGCAGCAUGCUGCUAGCACGCAGUGAAGCUCAGAUGCCUGGGAGUAACUCCCGAAAGCUUGCGCCUUCGCGAGGGCCGCGUUUAAUU
Chaetomium strumarium is the source of this 1898-nucleotide messenger RNA. RefSeq lists its product as uncharacterized. Gene Ontology annotation, biological process: carnitine biosynthetic process. The transcript has a single exon. The record is from RefSeq and is a predicted model, not a curated record. Gene Ontology annotation, molecular function: oxidoreductase activity. The coding region runs from base 84 to 1562 and encodes 492 amino acids. Lineage: Eukaryota; Fungi; Ascomycota; Sordariomycetes; Sordariales; Chaetomiaceae. Gene Ontology annotation, cellular component: mitochondrion.